UUGUUGUACUUAAAGGGAAGCCAGGGAAUUGAAAAUGAGACUAAACGUCGCCAUCUUCUUUGGGGCUCUCUUUGGGGCCCUAGGGGUUUUACUCUUCUUGGUGGCUUUUGGAUCGGACUAUUGGCUUCUCGUGACUGAAGUGGGGAAGUGUUCCAGUGACCAGAAUAUGGAGAACGUCACCUUUCACCACGAGGGAUUCUUCUGGAGAUGUUGGUAUAAUGGGAUUGCGGAAGAAAACAGUUCCAAUAUCUGGAAGUUCUGGUACGGCAAUCAGCCAGCAUCCAAGAACUGCGCACAUGCCUACCUGUCGCCGUACCCCUUCAUGAGAGGCGAGCACAACUCCACCUCCUACGACUCUGCAGUUAUUUACCGCGGUUUCUGGGCCGUCCUGAUGCUCCUGGGGGUGGUCACCGUGGUGACCGCGAGCUUCCUGAUCAUCUGCGCGGCCCCCUUCGCCAGCCACCUUCUCUAUAAGGCCGGGGGAAGCUUCUACGUUGCUGCAGGCGUCCUGUUCUCCCUGGUGGUGGUGCUGUACGUCAUCUGGGUCCAGGCCGUGGCUGACAUGGAAAGCUACAGGAACAUGAAAAUGAAAGACUGCUUGGAUUUCACGCCUUUUGUUCUGUACGGCUGGUCAUUUUUCCUGGCCCCAGCAGGGGUGUUUUUCUCUUUGCUCUCCGGAUUACUCUUCCUCGUUGUUGGACGGCAUAUACAGCUACAUCACUAAUCAAACUGUUGCCACCGGUGUUUUCUUGAGAGAUUUGAAAACAGCGUAUUUUAUUUUUAUUUGUUUCAGUGAUCCUAGCAUGGAAUUAGUUGAUGUAACUUUCUAGUUGCUAUUCGAAUUAACCAUUUUCCUUGUGAUUUUUUUUUCUAAUAAGAAGGUUCUAGAAUCUCUCCAGACACCAACAUGUUUUCAUCUGUUGAAGUGCCCUCAAGAACCUGGUUCUUUAGGGAGCAGGUGACACGGCCCCCCUCUCAUUGCACUUGUGAGAGCUCACGCAGGCUGCGGACAUAUAAAGGUACAGUGACAGCGAAACAUCAUCAGCGGGGCCAAAUCUUAGAUUCAGAGGCUCCUUCUUGGCCUUCACUUCUGUUGCUACUUAAAAAACACCUUUGGGGAAUAAUUAA
This is a messenger RNA of Miniopterus natalensis, 1128 nucleotides long. It is a transcript of the gene TMEM182, whose product is annotated as transmembrane protein 182. Gene Ontology annotation, cellular component: membrane. NCBI's taxonomy places the organism in Eukaryota, Metazoa, Chordata, Mammalia, Chiroptera, Miniopteridae. The record is from RefSeq and is a predicted model, not a curated record.